AGGACAGAGAUGUGGUCAAGGAUUCUUCUGAGUGUUGUCACCUUGAGCUGGAUUGUCGCAGUGUCUUCUGAACUUCAAUACGUGCUGCUGGUGCCAACCGUGGUGCGGAGCAACUCUCCACAGACUGCUUGUGUACAGUUUCAGAGUCUCAGUGAGCCUCUGUCUUUGAGUGUUGCUCUGGAAUACAGCAAUAUACAGACAACUCUCUUUGAGGAUUUUGUGACAAAAAAUGAUUAUUUCACGUGCUGUGACUUCAAGGUUCCUCCUGCUACUUCUGAUCCCCUGGCAUUCAUAUCCUUCUCUGCCGAAGGCAACACAGUCAACAUAACUGAGAGAAGAUCAGUGGCGAUUGAGAAUGUGCAUAACACUCUCUUCAUCCAGACAGACAAGCCCAUCUACAAACCAGGGCAAAAAGGUUGCUGGGGAGCUGGAGUCAGCUAGUGAACUAGGAAACUGAGUGCAAGAGUGGGUCAAGAAUAACAAACACUUCUCUUGUGGAGGAAAAUUCUGCAGACUGCAAUAGCAGUGUUUAGCAUAUUGUGCAUAAUUGUCAUUAGAUAGUGUAUGUUGUCUGACAAUGACCUUAUCAAAAGUCUAUGAAAAAUAGAAUCAAUUCAUCAAACUGCCAGAAAUGAGUAGAGUUCAUUUGUCUUUUCUAGGUUAAUUUUGUUUACAGAAUCUUGAGUUCUGUUGGGUUUACUGAGGUCAGUCAUGUAAAGAAUAUCCUUAAAAAUACAGAAAAUAGGUUAAGCUUGGAAUUAAUAAAAAUAGAUACAGCAUAUAGUUUCCUGUCAACAGCUCUCUACACUUCACUGCUAAUCUAAUUCAUAAAGCUGAUUUUACUACGAUAUUUAAAUAAUAACUAUCUGUGGUUUGGUUAGUUAUAUCUUUAGUAUAAUCAUGUUUCAGUGCUUCACAAGG
Molecule: messenger RNA, 921 nt
Organism: Centrocercus urophasianus (Greater sage-grouse)
Lineage: Eukaryota; Metazoa; Chordata; Aves; Galliformes; Phasianidae
Product: ovostatin-like
Exons: 3
Coding region: 10-441 (143 amino acids)
Source: RefSeq, a predicted model, not a curated record